This is a messenger RNA of Verruconis gallopava, 1361 nucleotides long. RefSeq lists its product as uncharacterized. The transcript has 2 exons. The coding region runs from base 25 to 1308 and encodes 427 amino acids. The record is from RefSeq and is a predicted model, not a curated record. Gene Ontology annotation, molecular function: sulfite transmembrane transporter activity. Gene Ontology annotation, cellular component: plasma membrane. Gene Ontology annotation, biological process: sulfite transmembrane transport; transmembrane transport. NCBI's taxonomy places the organism in Eukaryota, Fungi, Ascomycota, Dothideomycetes, Venturiales, Sympoventuriaceae.
GAAAAAUUUCACAAUCAAUUAUGAAUGUUUUCUCCUCAGCAUUUGGGCGCGACCAUUAUGACUGCUGCCCAGACUACGCACUCCUCAACCCCGAGCCAAGUGGAUGCUGAAAAGCAGUGCAAUGCAGGUCCGCUUCGCCGAAGCGCGUUCCGCGCUCUGGUUCAAGAUUUUGCGCCAAUAUGGUUCACGUGGUGCAUGAAUUCCGGCAUUCUCAGCAUUCUCACUCACCAGUGCCCUUAUCAAUUCCCAGGCCUCCAGAUCGUCAGCACCGUUCUCUACGUCUUUGAUCUUACGCUCUUUAUCCUUUUUUCGCUGCUUUUCAUCCUCAGGUUCGCCAUAUUCAAAUCCCUGGCGUAUGCUGAGAUCGUCUCGAAUCAGACCGAUCUCAUGUUUUGCGCUUGCUGGCCCAUCUCCUGGAUGACCUUGACAACACUCACACCUCUGAUAUGUAGCAACGCAUACUGGGGAGGUCAUGCUUUUUCACUUCUUGGCUACGUCAUGUGGUGGGUUGCGGUAGCAUGGUGUCUUGUUGUUCUCACUUGGGCGUUUGGAGUCAUGAUUGAACAGCAUAAGGCCAGCGAAGCUCGCAUUCCGAUGCCGAUUAUCCUUCCAGCAGUCAGCGUGUCCACCGCGGCCGUGGAAGGAGCAUUCGUUGUUAGUCUAAGCUACGAAAUAAGCCCUAGACUUGCCGUGCCGGUCAUCGUCGUGGGAUUUAUGCUCGUUGGCAUAGGGACACUUCUCGGCUUGAUUCUGACCACAUACCUGUUUCAUGGGUAUCUGGCUCAUGGCUGGCAUGCUCCUGAACAAGCCGCCAGCGUGUUUAUCUUCAUUGGGCCAAUGGGUCAAGGCGCCGCUGCGCUGCAGCAACUCGGCCGUGCCGCACAGGUUUAUGGAGCAUUUGCAGGCUACAACAAGGGUACUUUUCUCACAGCGGAGGCUGCGGUUUCUGUUGAGGCAUCAUGCACGAUAAUUGCACUUAUGCUUUCUGGUCUAGGUUUCGUAUGGCUCAUAUUUUCUAUUUAUUCCAUGGCGCGUUGUGCGCUUAGGCGAGAGCUGUUAUGGACUCCGGGGUGGAAUGCUAUUAUCUUUCCAACAGGGACGCUCGUCUCGAGCAUGAGCCUUUUUGCCCUUGAUAUGGACUCUCCGGCUUUUCGCGUUACUACCGCAUUGUUGAUAGUCAUCCUGUUCAUUGUAUAUUUCAUCAAUCUUGCCUUUACAGUGUGGAAUGUGAUGAAGGGGAGAUUACUGAUCGUCAGAGAAGACGAGAGGAUCAAAGAAAGAAUAAGAGCCAUGCAAAAGGAUAAAUGAUCGACCACUAGGAGCACGCAGAUAGGUAUAAUAAAUCGUAUUUUUCACACGUA